Molecule: messenger RNA, 1206 nt
Organism: Perkinsus marinus ATCC 50983
Lineage: Eukaryota; Perkinsozoa; Perkinsida; Perkinsidae
Product: Calcium-dependent protein kinase, putative
Exons: 4
Biological process (GO): protein autophosphorylation; intracellular signal transduction; peptidyl-serine phosphorylation
Cellular component (GO): nucleus; cytoplasm
Molecular function (GO): ATP binding; calcium-dependent protein serine/threonine kinase activity; calcium ion binding
Source: RefSeq, a predicted model, not a curated record
GACCCGCUGAUAGGCUUGACACAGCCGACUAUUCCGCUGGGGCGAACACAAUGAUGUGGGUUAAAUGGCAGGUAUCAUCUUUGAUGCGCCAAGUCCUCGAGGCUCUCGCAUUCAUCCAUGCCAGGCAUAUUGUGCAUCGUGAUGUAAAGGCAGAAAACUUUCUCUUCGUGGACAAGCAUGAUAAAAGCCGGUUGAAGCUAUGCGAUUUUGGUGCGGCUGUUAACCUACGAACUACAGUUAAAGGGCUGGCUGAAGGGCGUGUAGGAACACUAUCGUAUGCUGCUCCUGAAAUAUAUCUCUCAGAGGGUGCUGACACGAGGAGUGAUAUGUGGUCCGCUGGAGUUGUUCUCUAUGUGAUGUUGUGUGCAGCGUCUCCUUUCCGGCAGUCAGGCGACCGUUCUACAAAGGUCGUUGUGCAUCGCGUCAAGACCGGCAGCAUCAUCAAGAACAGGCCCGCAUGGCAAAAUCUCAGUGAAGCUGCUGUGGAUCUCGUUAGGCGGCUUUUAGUUGUGGAACCGUCUCGGCGUCUUACAGCUGCAGAGGCACUACAUCACCCUUUCGUUCUAGCAUCGUCCCCUUCUAUUACACCCCGUACACUAACAAUCGCCGGAAGACACAAGUUGGAUCGGUACUUAGCUUUCCCACUCCAGAGGAAGGAACUACUUCGCGCUGCUGCGAGGCUUGUUCCCGAAUCCCAGCUUGGGGAGCUAUCACGAAUCUUCGCGAUAGCGGACUCGGAUCAUGAUGGACGUGUCGAUCUUGGAGAGCUCAACUUCCUUGUGGAGGAGUCUGCAUCCGGCUCGUCCACUCUUGGAACUGCUUGUGUUCGAGCGUGCGGCAACGGAAGUGCCACCUUGGAUUACUUAGAUUUCAUCAUCGCGAUUGAUGGAGCGAUAAGCCGGGAUAUGCUGAGCCUGUCAUCAUCUGCAAUAGCCCGCUCAUCUAUAUCAUGCAGAUUCCCGUUGGAUGUGACAAGUGCUCGACAAUAUGCUCAAUCGAGUCAGGAUACCUGAGGAGCACGGGUUGCGAGUAUGACACCACAUGUUACUUGCAGAUAAUUUAGUUGAGAUACAUAAAACAUCAAGUUGAUGACAUGAACGAAGUUUCGUCACGUAUGUGAUUCUCUUAGUGUCGGGUGUAUCGCGGUUGAGCACACGCUCAUGGUAGUUGUCUUCUGAGGAGCUUUUAUCACUCCUCUCUGUGUGA